Pelobates fuscus (common spadefoot toad) is the source of this 2352-nucleotide messenger RNA. RefSeq names its product growth factor independent 1 transcriptional repressor (gene GFI1). The transcript has 6 exons. NCBI's taxonomy places the organism in Eukaryota, Metazoa, Chordata, Amphibia, Anura, Pelobatidae. The coding region runs from base 358 to 1503 and encodes 381 amino acids. Gene Ontology annotation, molecular function: DNA-binding transcription factor activity, RNA polymerase II-specific; RNA polymerase II cis-regulatory region sequence-specific DNA binding. Gene Ontology annotation, biological process: regulation of transcription by RNA polymerase II. The record is from RefSeq and is a predicted model, not a curated record.
AAGCAACCUUAAUCCCCCUCCCCUUUCUAACUCUGCAAGGCUGGUGUCUGGGAGUUAGGAACACAGGAACGUGUCACUAUGUUGCCACCUGUUCUAAUGCCACCUGGUCAAUGGAGCUCCUAUAUCCUUUCUAAAGAACCCAGCCCCCUUCCCUGCACCCUCCCCUCUACUCUAAGGUGUCACCGCCCAAAAUCCCUCCCUCCAUCCUACAGGUUCCUAACCAAUGGAUGUCAAAUCUCUUGCCAGAUUGCAUCCAAGAUUUAGGACUCUGAAGACACAGUGGAAGCUCUUGGUUGCCUUGGUGUGGUGUGGCUGGAAGAUCUUUGGUAAAGGCAGAAGAAGACACAGCCAGCAGCUAUGCCCAGAUCCUUCCUAGUGAAGAGCAAGAAGGCUCACAGCUACCACCAGCCCAGAUCCACAGAGGAUGACUACACUCUGAGACAGGAGAGCAUCUUGGCUCAUAUAUGUGCAGAGACCAAGGUCCUUCCUGAGGUCCAAGGUAACUUCUCCCCUGUGUCCUCCAACCUUGAAGAUGUCACUGAUGUAUCCUCAGACUCUCCCCCAAGCUGUGAGGGUAGUGUGUGUGAUACCACAGCCUCUGAGUAUGAAGAUUUCUGGAGACCCCCUUCUCCCUCAGUAUCACCAGCUUCUGAGAGGUCGGCCUGCCCUUCUUUGGACGAGUCUCCACCAUAUCCUCUACCUUUCAAGCCCUUCACGUGGAAUGGUUUGGCAAACUCUGAACUCCGACAGCUGGUGCAGAACUGCAGGCCGGCCGGACUGGACAGGAGUUCGGCUCUGAAUCUCUAUGGUGAGCGGGAGCCACCUGCUCUUCCUCCGCCCCUCUAUAGCACAGACAGACUGUAUGGGGACUUUGGACAAAGCGUGGGGCGUUUUGGGGAGUCCAGGGUGGCCCCUGGGCUCUAUGUGGACAAGGCUCAGAGCAUCAAGAUGGAAUCGGAUCUUCUGUGCACUCGCCUAUUGCUUAACAAUGGCUCUUACAAAUGUCUCAAAUGCAGCAAGGUCUUUUCUACUCCCCACGGACUGGAAGUUCAUGUGCGCAGAUCCCAUAGUGGAACAAGGCCCUUUGCGUGUGAAAUGUGCGGGAAAACAUUUGGUCAUGCGGUCAGCCUGGAGCAACAUAAAGCGGUCCACUCUCAGGAAAGAAGUUUUGAUUGUAAAAUCUGUGGUAAAAGCUUUAAAAGGUCGUCCACACUCUCCACACACCUACUUAUCCACUCGGACACCAGGCCCUAUCCUUGUCAGUAUUGCGGAAAGAGGUUCCACCAGAAAUCAGAUAUGAAAAAACACACGUUCAUACACACAGGAGAAAAACCACACAAAUGCCAGGUAUGUGGCAAGGCCUUCAGUCAGAGUUCCAAUCUCAUCACUCACAGUCGGAAGCACACAGGGUUCAAACCUUUUGGCUGUGACCUAUGUGGUAAAGGUUUCCAGAGAAAAGUGGAUUUGAGGCGACAUCGAGAAACCCAGCACGGUCUCAAAUGAUCACAAACCAGUUGUUUCACAAAUGAAACUUUUACCAAGUGAGAACACUAUGUGAACGUCCACGUGGAAAUCUGUUACUCGUUUACCAGAAUGGACAGCGCUGUUUGCAAAAUUCUCCGUUCAGAGUUAACAGACUGCCCGAAACCAAAGCAUCAUGACCUUUUUGAAAGUAGCAUCUACAUUGACCAAGCUCGUCUCACAAACUCUGAGCAAAACUGUCCACAUAACCUCAGACCCUAAGGAAAUAAAAGCAAGCACAGUGCAGUAGCAUUGCAAUAACAGACAACAACUACAGCUGUACAAUACUGCAAAGAGACAAAGGCAGCAAUGUAAAGUAUCCUAACAGCCUUACAAGACAAUCCUCUGGUAACAACGUAUCAGGGGAAGAUCUAAAAUGCUUCAACGGACGUUGCAUUAAAUAUCUAUUAUUUUGAAGUGUGCUUUUCCCUCUAGAUUCAAUAGACAGCGAUUUCAUGACUCAUAAAGACUAAUCUUUAACAACACGCUUAGAGUCUAUCAUGGAAACAUUUUUCUUUAUCUAGUUAUUUUUAAACAGCUUCUUUAAUCUUCAUAUUCUUUUUUCCUUCAUUAGUCGUGAGUUGUGCGUGUGAGCUGUGCCUCAUGUCUCUGCUAGAAAUCCUUUCAUCAAUGGGCCACAAACAUAUUAACUUCUCCUUACUACCAUUUCAGACAAGGGUCACUCAUGUAUGUAACUCUACCCCUGCACUACGCCUUACAGAUAGCAGAGGUAGGUCUAUCAAACAGGUCAGAUGGAUUGUAGGUAGAUUAUUUGGUGACAAUUGGUGAUUUGUAGUGAUCAGACUAGGUUUCUCCAAUUUUAUGGCAAGA